GUAGUUAAGUUGUGUACACCGUCGAUGAACAUAUUAGCACAACAGACUCCGAACACAGCUGGCGAAUAGAGCGCCUAGUGCGGCUGGCAGCCUGGCAAAGAGAGUGUGUGUGGUGUUGUGCCGCUGUUUGGCUGGCGCUGUUUGUUGUUGUGUAGUUGCGUGCAUGUUUCCCUCAUCAGGCAGGAUAAGUCCCACCACUCAUUUUCAGCACCCAAGAUUUUACCUACUACUCCGUCCACAAAAUCAUCUUGUGAUGCCUAAAACCUGAUAAAGAAGUUUAAUAUUUGUUCCUCUUGUUUUGAAGAGGACAUAGAAAAGUGUUACAGAAAUCAUCCUAGCAACUUGGAGAAAAGGAUGCCAGUGACUCACUCAGUUGGACUCUUCAAGGGCUGCAUCACCACAACCAACCAUAUCACUACCACGUUGUGUCCCCAAAGUGAACUGGAAACAUACUUUGGCUACCAUAGCUGCCAACACUAUUAUUGCUGCUGCCCUCAGUUCCCCCAGCACUACUACCUCUUCCUAUAGCUGGUAUUCGCUUCCCUAAUUUGGACAGAAUGGAGCGACAGCUGAUGAAAGAGCGCAAUGCCUUUUUGAAGAAGGCAUUGGAAACCCCAUUAGAAGUCAAAAAGAGGCCCCAAAUACCACCACCUCCUGAGCCUCAGAAGAAGAAGGUUCCUAAGUCCCUUGCAUCAGACCCCAAUGCAUACAAAACUGUGUCGGGAGGAAGCCAGUACAAGUUUGGAGUACUGGCGAGAAUUGUGCGGCACAUGAAAACUCGCCAUCAAGAUGGGGAGAUGCAUCCACUUUCCAUUGAUGAAAUUCUUGAUGAGACCAAUCAACUUAAUGCUGGUCCCAAGGUCAAACAGUGGUUGGUGACGGAGGCUUUGCCCAACAAUCCCAAAGUGCAGGAAGUGGAGGGCAAGUACUUGUUUAAACCACCACUUCCUGUGAGGGACCGUAAGUCACUGCUCAAACUUCUUCGUCAACACGACAUGAAGGGACAUGGUGGUGUGCUGCUUGAUGACAUUCAGGAGUCUUUGCCUCAUUGUGAUAAGGUUAUGAAGCAACUAGACAAGGAAAUCUUGCGUGUUGUGCGGCAGACAGACAAAAAACAGAUCAUUUUCUAUCAUGACAAGGGCAUCAAUUUCCCAGUGGAGAAGGAGUUCCAGCAGCUUUGGCGUAACACUUCUGUUGAUGGCCUUCAAGAUGACAACAUAGAAGAAUAUCUUAACAAACAGGGAAUCAAGUCGAUGCAAGACACAGGGCCGAAGAUUAAGCCUAUCCGUAAGAAAGUGAGAAAAUCUCGGUCUCGAGCUACUAAGAUUUCUGACAAUGAGCACAUGCAACAUGUUCUGCAGACUUAUGAUGAUGCCUAGCAUAUCCUGCUUUGCUACCAUUUACCUCUGGUCCUUCUGUCCUUUCCCUUCUUCCUUUUCAGCAUCACAACUGCCACUCAUUUCAAAGAAAACACAUUUUUGUAGAGUAAAUAUUUACUUCUGAGUCUACUGACCUGGAAGUUAUAUUACUCUUCUGUAAAAACACUGAUGAUAUAAGUUCUCUCUUCCUGUUGUCUCUAUUUGUUGUUUUGGUUUUCAGGUUUUUCUAUUUGUUUAAUUUUUCUGUACUAUUUUCUUUAGUUUAUUAUCUAAUAUUUCACAUGUAUUUCUUUCCUUUUGCCUACACAUUCACAUAAAUUAUUUUUUUUUUUUUUACUUAUUCAUGUAUUUGUUUAUUUAUUUUUUACUUAGUUUUCUCCAUUCUUCCUUCCUUCACUUUGUACCUUCUUACACUUAUAUGCUUUCAUGUUUUUUACACAUUUUCUCAUGCCUUCAAAUUAGUUAGUUGUGUUGCUUGGAGAAAGUUGGUUUCUCAAUUGUCUCCUUAGAUAUGCUAUCUGGUUUGGUGUUGGUAUUCCAAGACAGUUAAGGGAAGGAGAAUAAAUUUUAUCCUCUUACACCAGGUUAUGUGUGGAUAUGGGUGUGGAUUUGAGUGUAGCAUAUGUAUUGAUUGGUAUGUUUUAGAGGACCCAUCAGUCUCUGGUGUAGGUAAGUAUCUUUGAGCUGCAGUAUUGUGCUAAUUUCCUGAAAAUGAGUAUUGAGAAGUGGUACAUGGCUGUCUUAUCAGAUAUGGAUGGAACCUCAUUGGAGCAUGAUUGUGCAGUUGCAUUUACAUUUAUUACUAUUUCAUUUGCUCCAUAUUAGCUUCCAGUCUUUUGCCUUGAAACUACUAUUUUUUCUUCCAUUGAAAGUUAAUGAAAUGAUAUGUAAACAUAUUGUUAUGUUCUGUUGUUUUAGAUUGUUAUGCCUUCAAUGUUUUACCUUUAAACAUGUUAUGUUUGAUUGUCUUGACAAGAUGCAGUGCAAAUUUGAGUGAAGAGCAGUCCAUAAUUCAAUACUAUUUUAUGUCUUACGAAUAAAUUUAGAAGUUAUAUAAAUACAAUGGAUGUCCAUUGUUUUGUGGUAGGGCUAUUGACUGCUUUCCAUUAGGCUUCAAUUUCUUUUGGAGUGAGAUGAAUUCAAAGUAUUAACCCUGUGUAGAAACUGUACAGUAUUAGGAAUGUGUCGAAUGAGAUAUGUAUACCUACUUUAAUCAAAUCGUAUGUACUCAUGAUAGUAUCUGCUCUCGUUGUGAACUGGUUUUUCAUGCACAUAAGAUGGAUUGGCCUUGACACUGGUCAGGGAUCCACAUUGUCUUGACACAUCUCACCCACUUAUUAUUCCAAAGUUCAUGUAUUGUGUUGAUUUCUGCUUCCAUAUUUAUUGUCUUUCUUUUCUAAUUGCUAUUAUUAAUUGCUGCUACUACUGCUGCUACUUUUAUUAUUGUUGUUAAUAUUAUUAUUAUUAUUAUUAUUAUUAUUAUUAUUAUUAUUAUUAUCUUUAUUAUGAUUCAUUUUUA
Molecule: messenger RNA, 2898 nt
Organism: Portunus trituberculatus (swimming crab)
Lineage: Eukaryota; Metazoa; Arthropoda; Malacostraca; Decapoda; Portunidae
Gene: TfIIEbeta
Product: transcription initiation factor IIE subunit beta-like
Exons: 8
Coding region: 558-1379 (273 amino acids)
Biological process (GO): transcription initiation at RNA polymerase II promoter
Cellular component (GO): transcription factor TFIIE complex
Source: RefSeq, a predicted model, not a curated record